AUGUUGCCGCAGGUCGUAGCUUUCGGAUCAAGUCGUUUACGCCUGUUAACGUUGCCCUGCAUUUGCAACGUCACCAAAUGCACCCUAUCCGCCGUCAACGCAAGUCCGUGGUCAAGUUUUGACGAGUCUGCUGCUGAUUUCCGAAGCGCUUCAACAUGUUUCGCCCCCCAUCCACCUUCCCAAGGCCCAACACAAUGUAUUGAAGUCCGGCAAACAUGUUGGGGACGUCAUUGA
Laccaria bicolor S238N-H82 is the source of this 234-nucleotide messenger RNA. RefSeq lists its product as uncharacterized. The coding region runs from base 1 to 234 and encodes 77 amino acids. The transcript has 3 exons. The record is from RefSeq and is a predicted model, not a curated record. NCBI's taxonomy places the organism in Eukaryota, Fungi, Basidiomycota, Agaricomycetes, Agaricales, Hydnangiaceae.